Messenger RNA from Oryzias melastigma (Indian medaka), 2211 nucleotides. It is a transcript of the gene taf5l, whose product is annotated as TAF5-like RNA polymerase II, p300/CBP-associated factor (PCAF)-associated factor. Bases 217 to 1995 code for a protein of 592 amino acids. The record is from RefSeq and is a predicted model, not a curated record. Gene Ontology annotation, biological process: regulation of DNA-templated transcription. NCBI's taxonomy places the organism in Eukaryota, Metazoa, Chordata, Actinopteri, Beloniformes, Adrianichthyidae. Gene Ontology annotation, molecular function: protein binding; transcription coactivator activity. Gene Ontology annotation, cellular component: histone acetyltransferase complex; nuclear protein-containing complex. The transcript is spliced from 5 exons.
UUGGUUUUUCUGUCAGCAGGGAAAAGCAAUGGAGCGAAGAAUCAUCACGGAAUCGUAGCUUAGCAUGUUCGGUGAUGCCUGGAGGAAGGCGGGGAGCCACCAUGGGGCGCCAGCGGAAUCCAGCAGCGUAGUUUCGGGGAACUAACCGCAAACUGUAACACCGGAGCAUCUUCGGUGAAUUAUCUGUUGACGGAGCGGGACAAACGUUAUGCAGUCAUGAAGCGGGUCCGGACGGAGCAGAUCCAGUACGCCGUGACUCAGUACCUGAAGAGGCGGCAGUAUGUGGACACCGACGCCUCCUUGAAGGGAGCCAAACUGUCUCAGUCCCCGGAGGAGAUGGCGGCCAGCCUGACAGCAGUGCAAACAGAGUCUGGCUGUGGGAACGUGGUCUCGGCUGCUCCCUGCCAGGCUGACCCGCAGCAGUAUGAGGCGCAGUUCUCCAGGCUGCACUCCUUCCUCUCAGAAACAGAAAUCUCUUGGGCUCGGGAGGUGAGCAGCAUCCUCUAUCCGCUCUUCGUUUACCUCCACCUGGACAUGGUGCGAUGCGGCCUGAAGGGGGCAGUAGACGGCUUUUACUCUCGUUUCCACGAGGCCUUUCUUCAGGACAGCGAGCAGCGCGCCGUCAUCGAGCAGCUCCGCCACGUUCUCACCGCUCAGGAUGUUGCCGCCAACCCCAAACUGCGAGCUUUCCUGGAGCACAAGUACACGGUUCACCUGACAGAGCCAGCCUACAACUACCUGCUGCGCUACCUGCAGAGCGAGGACAACAGCGCCCUCUGCAGGGUGUUCACUACACACCUCCAGGUGGAUGUCGCAGCAUCGAGACGCACAGACUAUCAGCUUUACGGAGCCGCCGGGGGCUCGACGGCGGGAGUGGAUGGAGGAGAUGCUGGAGAUGGGAUGGAGGUCCCUGUGGGGAUCCCCCAGAGCGAGGCGGCCCUGGAGGCUCUGCAGGACUGCAUCAAGAAAGUCCGCGAAGGCCCACCCACUCUCACCACCAUCUGCUUCUACGCCUUCCACCAUACGGAGCAGAUGCUGAACACGGCAGAGGUGUCGCCCGACAGUCGGCUGCUGGCGGCAGGCUUUGAUCACUCCGCUGUCAAACUGUGGAGCCUCCGAGCCAGGAAGCUGAAGGCCAAAGCGCAUCAGGCGGACGUGUCGCGCGUCCACCUGGCCUGCGACGUGCUGGAGGAGGACGUGGACGAGGAAAGCGGCUGUGGAAGUGAGAUAAAGACGCUGAGGGGUCACAGCGGUCCCGUGUUCCGGACCGCCUUCCUGACCGACAGCUCCGGCCUGCUCUCGUGUUCUGAGGACACCACCAUCCGCUACUGGGACCUGAGCAGCUUCACCAACAGCAUCCUGUACCAGGGCCACGCCUACCCGGUGUGGGACGUGGACGUCAGCCCCUGCAGCCUUUAUUUCGGCAGCAGCUCUCAGGACCGCACGGCGCGCUUGUGGACGUUCUCUCGCACGUACCCGCUGCGGAUCUACGCCGGGCACCUCUCUGACGUGGACUGCAUCAAAUUCCACCCCAACUCCAACUACCUGGCGACGGGCUCCACGGAUAAGACGGUCCGGCUGUGGAGCACCCAGCAGGGGGCGUCAGUGCGCCUGUUCACCGGCCACCGCGGCCCCGUGCUGUCGCUGGCGUUCUCCCCCAACGGGAAGUACCUGGCGUCGGCGGGCGAGGACCAGCGCGUCAGGCUGUGGGACCUGGCGUCGGGGACUCUGUUCAAAGACCUGCGCGGACACACGGACAGCGUCACCAGCCUGUCCUUCAGCCCCGACAGCAGCCUGGUGGCGUCCUCCUCCAUGGACAACUCCGUCCGCGUGUGGGACAUCCGCAGCUCGCACGGCGGGACGCCGGCCGACGGCUCCUCCGCCGAACUGGUGGGACUUUACAGCGGAAACACCAACAACGUGCUGAACGUCCAGUUCAUGGCCUGCAACCUCCUGCUGGUGACCGGGACGGCGCAGGAGAAGACGGAGCCGUGAGGGGUCCGAAAAGAAACGACCGCACCAGAAUGUUCUGUUCAGGAAUCUGCAUGAAGCAGAAACAAGAUUUUGUUCGAUAGUUUAGAGUCGCGCUUUUUUUAGAAGUUUUCUCAACUUCAGCCGUUAAACUGAUUUGACCAAAACAUUUCUGAUUGAUAAAAACUCUUCAGUUGCUUUUGUUACUGUUAAUAAAGAAAACGUUUCUCUUUCGGUCAA